CCCAAGAAACAGCUGACUCAAUGCUGCUAUAAUUUCAUACUCUAGGGAUGAAUAUAUAUAGUACAUGAAUCACUAAACUUGCUGUCACAAAAAUGGGUCCUUUGACUUCCUCUUGCCCCCUGGCUUGCCCCAUUCUUCGUCUCUUUCGUCGCCUCCAAAGGUCAGUCGGAAAUUGGGAGACGGGUGUGAAGCCAAAGUCAGUGUCGGUGACGGUGGCGCACGAGCUUCUUCAAGCAGGACAUCGUUAUCUGGAUGUCAGGACUUCUGAGGAGUUCAAUGCUGGGCAUCCUCCUGCGGCUAUUAACAUUCCUUAUUACCACGUUAUUAAGAAUGGUGGAAAAGAGAUGUUGAAGAAUCCAAAAUUUGUUGAGGAAGUAUCAUCUGAAUUUGGGAAAGAAGAGAAGUUCAUUGUUGGAUGUAAAUCAGGAGGGAGGUCAAAAAUGGCUGCAACUGAUCUGCACGCUGCUGGUUUUACCCAUGUCACUGAUGUUGCUGGUGGCUAUACUGCAUGGAAGGAAAACGGGCUUCCUAGUACUGAAUGAAUGCAAUAGAAACAUUUCUU
Molecule: messenger RNA, 562 nt
Organism: Durio zibethinus
Lineage: Eukaryota; Viridiplantae; Streptophyta; Magnoliopsida; Malvales; Malvaceae
Product: thiosulfate sulfurtransferase 16, chloroplastic-like
Source: RefSeq, a predicted model, not a curated record